GAUGCUUUGCCUUCAAUGCAAGGAGAACAGGAAGCGGCCUUUCCCUCUCACCUCCGCCGUCUCCUUGAGAAGCAGCAAACACAACGAACACAUUGAUACAAGAAGAAGAAGAAGAAGAAGAGGAAGUCUCCUUCUUCCUCGGCUUCGCCAUGGUCGCCCCUUUGAUGGGAGGCGCUGCCACGCUCCUCUUCUUCCUCGUCAUCGUUUCCUCGUCCGCGUUGCAGCCGGUAUCCGAAGGUUCCGCCGCCACAUUGCCCGCGGCGGGAGCUUCGUCACCUGGCGGUGUACAGAUCAACUCCAACUCGGUGCUCGUAGCCCUCCUCGACUCCCACUAUACCGCCCUCGCUGAGCUCGUGGAGAAGGCCCUACUCCUCCCCUCCCUCGAGGCCGCCGUCGCUCGCCACAACAUCACCAUCUUCGCCCCUCGAAAUGAAGCCCUCGAGCGCGACCUCGACCCCGACUUCAAGAACUUCCUGCUCGAGCCCCGUAACCUCCGUUCCCUCCAGACUCUUCUCCUCUUCCAUGUCCUCCCCCUCCGCAUCACUGCCUCCGACGUCUGGCCCAGCUCGAUCCACCACCCCACUCUCGCUGGUUACCGCAUUCACCUUGCCGACGGACACAAGGUGGGUCUUGCUGCCGUAGUUACUCCUGACGCGGUGGUCCGCCCCGACGGCGUCAUCCACGGGAUCGAGCGGUUGCUUGUGCCCAGAUCUGUGCAGGAAGACUUCAACCGCCGGCGUAGUCUCGCUGCCAUCUCCGCGGUUCUUCCCACCGGCGCCCCGGAGGUGGAUCCCCGCACGCACCGCCUCAAGAAGCCAGCUCCCCCCGUUCCUCCCGGCGCCCCUCCCGUGCUCCCUAUUUACGAUGCCUUAGCCCCGGGGCCGUCGCUAGCGCCGGCACCAGCCCCCGGGCCGGGUUCCGGCAAGCAUUGGUUCGACGGCGAGAGCCAGGUUAAGGACUUCAUCCAGACCCUUCUCCUAUACGGCGGCUACAACGAGUUCGCUGACAUUCUGGUGAACUUGACGUCGUUGGCGACGGAGAUGGGGCGGCUUGUGUCGGAGGGAUACGUGUUGACGGUGUUGGCUCCUAGCGAUGACGCCAUGUCGCGGUUGACGGCGGACCAGCUCAGCGAGCCCGGGGCGCCGGAGGCCAUCAUGUAUUACCACCUCAUCCCGGAGUACCAAACAGAGGAGAGCAUGUAUAACGCAGUCCGGCGAUUUGGGAAGGUGCGAUAUGACACGCUGCGGCUGCCGCACAAGGUGGUAGCAAGGGAGGCGGACGGCUCCGUCAAAUUUGGCACCGGCGAGGGUUCCGCUUAUCUGUUCGACCCUGACAUCUACACCGAUGGCCGUAUCUGUGUACAGGGUAUCGAUGCCGUGCUCUUCCCAUCCGAUGAGGACGUGCCGACGGUUCCUGUUUCUCCCGCUGCUCGGAAGGCUGAAAUCGCUCAGGUCAAGUCGAAGGCCAAGCUCAAAGCCAAACUUAGAAGAGGGAAAUUGUUAGAAAUUGGCUGCAAUCUGCUCGAUGCGCUUGGUCAGCGUUCUCGCUUCUCUACCUGUCAAUAAACAAAAGAAUGAGACAAGAAAAAACUACAGGUAAAACCAGAACAAAGCAAUAUAUUACCUAUCGAUUAGCUUUACUAAAUAAUAUUGAUUCUGAAUGGAGGGGAUGGAUGAACUUUGUGUUGGUAAUGGUGACGAUGGUGAUUACUGAGAUAUCAAGAAAUGUAUAGCAACAUACUUGUCCGCAAUGCAGAGUCAUUCUUCAA
Zingiber officinale is the source of this 1768-nucleotide messenger RNA. Its product is annotated as fasciclin-like arabinogalactan protein 15. NCBI's taxonomy places the organism in Eukaryota, Viridiplantae, Streptophyta, Magnoliopsida, Zingiberales, Zingiberaceae. The record is from RefSeq and is a predicted model, not a curated record. The transcript has 2 exons. Bases 150 to 1565 code for a protein of 471 amino acids.